AUGACAAUGGCCAGAAACGACACGUUCGAAGUCCAGCUCCCGCUGAUGCAGUUGAACCCGAGGUUGCUGUUCUUACCUGGAAUCGUAUACAGGACCUCAUUCACCCACGAACAGGCAGUCGCCAUCCUAGCGAGAUUCAGCUCUAUUUUGAAGGACACAGAUUUCAACCACAGAGAGGUUGUACAAGAUGCUCUUUUAAAGGGAGGCAAAUCCUCCAUUUCUCAGUCUUCUCUGGAUGGAUGUCAGAGUGUGAAGAAGAAGCUCUCGGUUGAGUCUGAUGAGAAUCCAUGGCUCGUGCUGGUAUGCUUGCCAGGAUCCACCGUCACUGGUGACGAAACGGUAGGAACUGUUUGCUCCAUUGUUGACAUCUCUGAACGAUCCAAUGAGGUUACUAUCAGCUUUAAGGCCCUUUCUCGGGGACUCUUGAGGCCAGCUAAAUCUGAUCCACAGAAUGAAAGCAAGGUGGUGGUAGAAUUCAGAGCCGGAUCUAAAUUGCCGACAAAAGAUCUCCGCAAAACACUCACCAAUUGUUUGAGACUACUUGGGAAUGUCCAGUCAUUUUCAAAGCAAUACAGAGAUGCUUCCAAAGCUUUUGGCGAUUUGGAUGACGACGAGAGGCUGAAGAACGUGAUGCUGGUUCUGACCCCUCUUGCCUCUGUUCUGUACGACCAACUCUCGUCACAAGAAAUGUCUCAAUCUUUCGUGAGACUGAAUCGUAUGUUCAAAGGGUUGGACAGUGAAUUCGCUUCAAUGAGCUCGACAGAGCAAGCCGUAAGAUUGCUGCAAUUAGUUGAUAUUCUGACUGCUGUGUUCCCAUUCACUGCGACUCAUAAGAACAGAGUGCUUUCCUCAUUCUCGCAGAGUUUGUCCAGACUGGAUGCUGCAAAUGAGGCGAUUGAUUUUGGCAACAAGAUUUUCGAGGAAACCUUGAAUAUGAACUAUCUGGUAGAGACGUGGAAAAGCCUGGAUGUUCGCAGUUCGCCUCGCAGAGCCGCAACAACGAAGUCUCGUUUCAUUUCAAACCAUCUGAGAAGCUUGAAGCUUCUUUUGGAAGAGAUCAAUGACGCCAGACCCAAGGGCAGCAAUAAGGGCCCACUCAGACCUCGCGACACGAACGAAGAUGACGACUCGGAUCUCGUUUCGGUGUUUGUGAAGAACAUCGACAACUUAGAUCUUCCCGAGGAUGGAAAGAAAUUGAUUUUGAAAGAUUUCAAACGAUUAUCUUCGAUGCAACAAUCCAGUUCCGAAUAUCAGGUGAUAAGGUCAUAUCUCGAAAUUGUGGCAGAUAUCCCAUGGACAAAGUUUGAUGCAGCGAGAAACUAUUCUGCGAUUGACUUGGAAAACGCAAAAUCGCAAUUGGACAGCGACCAUUUUGGGCUCAAUAGUGUGAAAGAACGUAUACUGGAAUAUCUGGCAGUUCUAUCUCUGCAUAGCAGAUUGGAAGAUGUCUCAAGCGCAAAGUCCAAGGAUUCUGCCAAUUCGAUCUCUAUAGGUGAUCCUGAUACCAAGGCACCUUCCCCUUUGGCACUAAGUAAGAAGCGCCCCAGAUCCACCGUGAAGUCACCAAUAUUAUUAUUGACAGGUCCACCCGGUGUAGGAAAGACGUCUUUGGCGAAGUCCAUAGCUACUGCAUUGGGGAGAAAUUUCCAGAGGAUUUCGCUCGGCGGGCUGCGCGAUGAAUCUGAAAUCAAAGGCCACAGAAGGACUUAUCUUGGUUCAUUACCUGGAAUGCUUGUCCAGGCUUUGCGCAAAGCACAAACAAUGAACCCGGUGAUCCUGCUUGACGAAAUUGAUAAGGUUGUUGGUGGUAGUGCCGAGAGCGCAGCCAGGGCACAUGGGGAUCCAGCUGCAGCUCUUCUGGAGGUUUUGGAUCCAGAACAGAACGUGAACUUCCAUGACCACUAUAUUGGGUUCCCGAUCGACCUGUCGCAAGUGGUUUUCAUAUGCACUUCCAAUGAUCUGUAUCGCUUGAGUGAUCCUUUGAGAGACAGGAUGGAAGUAAUUGAGCUUGGUGGGUACAGCUACAUGGAGAAGGUCGAGAUCUGCAAGAGGUAUUUGGUUCCAAAACAACUAAAGAGAAAUGGACUACCAUUGGAAACGAAGAGCGGGGACUCUUAUCUUCAAAUCUCGGAUAAAGCCAUCCUGAAGAUCGCUGUGGAGUACACCAGAGAGGCUGGUAUCAGAAGUUUGGAGAGAAUGGUGGGUUCAGUAUGCAGGGGCAAGGCGAUUGAGCUCUCGAGACUAAUCAAGAACUCGGACGAUCUCAAAGAAUUUCCACCAGGUUAUAAUCCAGUUGUCAGCGAGAAUGACCUUGCUAAGUACAUUGGCCUUUCCCCACGCUCUUCUGAAAACGGUACUGCUGAAUCUGGAAUCACCCCAAACUACGGUGUCGUCAACGGCUUGAGUUACAAUUCUGACGGAAGCGGCGGUUUACUGGUAUUUGAAAUGAACGGAGUUGAGGGCGGGUCACAGGCCUUGACGACCACAGGAAGAUUGGGCAACGUCCUGGUGGAGAGCAUCAAGAUCGCGAACACAAUUGUCAAGUCUGUGCUGAACAAUCAUUUGUUGUAUUCCAAGUCUGGGGAAGGAAUUGAAACUUCAAGGCUUUUGAAAAGGUUUAACAGCUUGGACGCCCAUCUUCAUGUUCCUCAAGGUGCGAUUUCCAAGGAUGGCCCUAGCGCAGGCAUAACGAUAACGUUGUGUCUGCUCUCACUGGUGCUGCAGAAGGAAGUCCCAACAGACGUCGCUAUGACGGGUGAGAUUGACCUCCGUGGAUUAGUGUUGCCAAUUGGCGGAGUUCGUGAGAAAUUAUUGGGAGCACAUCUUUCCAAGAAGGUCAGCAAGGUUCUCUUGCCAAGAGCAAACAGAAAAGAUGUUACUGAAAGCUACUUGUACAGUAUAUCUGGUGAGGACGGAUCUGACGAUGUGCUUUCGCGUCUUAUCCAAGAAGAGGAAAAUUCGGUGAAAUCAUCAGAUAAACACACCAGAUUGACAGUGUUUAGUGACCCUGAAAGAUGGGUGAAAGAUACACUGAAAAUUGAAAUAUCCUAUGUCGAGGAAUUCUCUGAUGUUGUCAAUGCCGUCUGGGGCCAAGAGAUAUCGCUUCAUCUUACGCCAGACUCUAUCAAGUCAGAGGAAAAAGUGGUCAGUCAUUUAUAA
Messenger RNA from Kuraishia capsulata CBS 1993, 3159 nucleotides. RefSeq lists its product as uncharacterized. The transcript has a single exon. Bases 1 to 3159 code for a protein of 1052 amino acids. The record is from RefSeq and is a predicted model, not a curated record. Gene Ontology annotation, molecular function: ATP binding; ATP-dependent peptidase activity; serine-type endopeptidase activity. Lineage: Eukaryota; Fungi; Ascomycota; Pichiomycetes; Pichiales; Pichiaceae. Gene Ontology annotation, cellular component: peroxisomal matrix. Gene Ontology annotation, biological process: protein targeting to peroxisome; protein processing; protein quality control for misfolded or incompletely synthesized proteins.